AUGGAACUUGAGGCUUUCCUUAAUAAUCACCUGAAUGAAGUCUGCAUCAUUGGUGGAGACUUCAAUGCCAUCACUAAGGUAGAAGACAAAAGAGGAGGGAAUAUCAAGCUCCCCCCAGCAGCUAUAGACUUUAAUCAUUGGAUCAAUAGGAAUUCUCUUUUGGAAAUCCAGACGGCAGAUAAUGCCUUUACAUGGAAUAAUAGAAGGAAAGGUUUCUACAACAUUGCGGAGAAACUUGAUAGGUUCUUUAUCCAUGGAGGACUCUUGGAGUUCAAUUACAACAUGGAAACAAAGCCUCUUCCUUUAUCAAGCUCUGACCACUUUCCACUUCAACUUAACAUAUUGUCUGAUCACUCUCCUAGAAAUUGCCCCUUCAAAUUUGAAAGCAUGUGGUUCAGAGAUGAUAACAUCAUAAACCUUAUUGAAAAAUGGUGGAGGGGCUCAGUGUUCUCAGGAUCAAAAAAUUUUAUUGUGGCAAACAAGUUAAAUCUCAUGAGGAAGCUCUCGGAGUGGAAUAGGACUAAUUUUGGUAAUAUUUUUGAUAAGAAACUCUUAAUAGAAAGAGAUCUUAAGGAUGUUAGCACUGAAGUUCUGGAGAAGGGGAUGGAUGAACAUCUCUUCCUUAAGGAAAAAUUAUUACUAUCUGACUAUGAAAAGGUUCUGUCAAAUGAAGAAAUCUUCUGGAGACAAAAGUCAAGGGAGACUUAG
This is a messenger RNA of Cryptomeria japonica (Japanese cedar), 708 nucleotides long. RefSeq lists its product as uncharacterized. The transcript has a single exon. The record is from RefSeq and is a predicted model, not a curated record. Bases 1 to 708 code for a protein of 235 amino acids. Lineage: Eukaryota; Viridiplantae; Streptophyta; Pinopsida; Cupressales; Cupressaceae.